This is a messenger RNA of Hyla sarda, 2171 nucleotides long. RefSeq names its product Golgi integral membrane protein 4-like. Gene Ontology annotation, cellular component: Golgi membrane; Golgi apparatus. The coding region runs from base 404 to 2005 and encodes 533 amino acids. The record is from RefSeq and is a predicted model, not a curated record. The transcript is spliced from 15 exons. NCBI's taxonomy places the organism in Eukaryota, Metazoa, Chordata, Amphibia, Anura, Hylidae.
GUCACUCACUGCAGGGAGUGCAGCUUCCUCUUUGAAAAUGUUGCAAGUUUGCAAGAGAUCAAGAUCCUGGGAUUCUUAGAUCGGCUAGUGCCAGGAGCUGUGCUGUGCUGAUCUGUGGGCAUAGACUGGGCACAGCACUGGAGACAUGGGAUCCCUGCAGCCCUUCUGUGCUUUGUAAAGUUCCCAGCUCUGCCAGGAAAAAAAAAAGGGGGGCUCUUCUGCAUGUGACAUGCUGUGGAUUUAGGGGAGCUGGCACAAGCUUGGCACCUGCUGGCACUCUGCGGAUAUUAUGCACACAUCAGGAUGCUAUGGGAUCUGCUGAUGACUUGAGCAAAAGCCAUAUAGAUUGGUAAAGAAAGGAGGUGGUCCUGCCUUGCAUUGGGUGCCCAUGCCAGAGUAGAUCAUGGGCACUGGAGUGUGCAGCAGGAGGCAGAAGAGUCUCCUCCACACAGGCUUCUGUCUGCUGGCACUGAUGGGGCUGGGCACUGGGUUCUACUUCUACAACUACAUGCAGAAUAAAGCCAGGACAUCAGAAGCUCAGGCUGGCAAAUACAAGCAGCAGCACGAAACCCUGUCUGCCCAGCUGCAAGUGGUAUACGAGCACCGGUCAAGGCUUGAACGUUCCCUACAGAAGGAGAAGAGUGAGCACAAGAAGACAAAGGAAGAUUAUUUAGUCUACAAACUGGAGGCCCAGGAGGCCCUGAACAAAGAGAAGCAAGAUUCUAUGAAUCGCUAUGGGGCUCUUAGCUCACAACACAAGAUUCUCAAGAAUCAGAAUGAAGAAAUAAAGAAGCAGCUGUCGGACUUACAGGUGGAGCACAGCAACUUAAAACUAGAACAUCGCAAAACCGUAGAACUAAAUACUCAACAACUGAGCCAACUUCAGAGGGAGAAGGAGAAUGAGAUUGCGGGUUUGCAAGAUACCAUAUUAAAACUUCGGGAGGAGAGUAAGUUACUUAGAAGGGCGCACCAGGAUGUCCACACUCAGCUCCUCAGUGCACAGGCCCAGAUGGAAGAAUUCCGCCAGCUGAAGGAUGCAUUGAAGAAAAUGCCAAGCUUUAAAGACUCUAUCAGUGACACACAACACCAGAAAUCCCUGGCAGCUACCAAAAAGGAUUUCAAAGAACAUCUCUCACAGGUGCCUCAAAACUCGCAGGCAAAUAAUAAGAAUGUAGAUAUCCCGGGAGGGCAAGGAAAGAGGAUGCCACUACCUAAAGGACAAGAAAACCCUUUACGUCAAAGUCCCCCGGUAUAUCAAACUCACCUAAGGCCGGUAGCGCGGAAUGACAGCCAUGUUUCCAGAUUUACCAGGACGGUUAACAGUUUCCAGACCCACAGAGAGAACGAGGACCAAAGUGUGAAACCACCUGAUAAAAAGCUGCAGAAUGAAGUUGGUCAUGACCCUCCGGGAGUUGUGGAUAUAAAAACACCCACGGUGAAUGCUCGAGUUACCAAUGAACAAGUGCCAAUUCACAGUUGGCAAGACAUAGUUAAUAAAGUGAACGCCCGGAUGACACAAAUAGAGAACAAAAAAAGUGUCAGUAAUGCUCUCACAAAAUCAAACACCCAUCAUGUCAGUGUUUCAACUCCAAGCUGGGACCAUGGGCUACCACAUCAGGGCCACCACAAAAUGGCAGCAGAUGAUGAGCCAAAGAUGGAUGCUGGGAUGAUUGACAGAGAGGAGACCCUGCAGUCUAAGAAGCAGCACGUAGGGCAGGAUACGCUGAUUUCAGAGGAUGCCGCUGAUCCAGCCAAAGAUCCCAACAAUCAAGGUGAGGACGAAUUCGAAGAAGCUGAAAUUGACAGACCCGAAUUUGAAGAGAAAGGGGAAGUGGGGAAAAAUGCAGUUUAUCAGAAGGGAGAACCAAAAAUGAUGUUCUUACAGGCAGCUGAUGCCAAAAUGAGGUCUAGAGAAGAACCAGAAGAAGCUUACCAGGACGACCAAGAACAGGACAUAAUCAGAGACUUAAAGUCAUGGAGUGAUGUCAGACCCUGGUUGGCUUAAUAUGGAGAUUUCUGUAAGUCUGAGGAAGAACGUGGUGGUGAACCAGACAAUGUAGAUGACCUGGAACAUGAUGAAGGAGCAGAUAACAUAGAUGAAAAAAACAGAAGAGAUGGAUAUUACUGACUAUAAUAAGAGCCUUAUAUGAGGAGAGAAACAAGGACCAGAC